Messenger RNA from Pestalotiopsis fici W106-1, 1614 nucleotides. RefSeq lists its product as uncharacterized. NCBI's taxonomy places the organism in Eukaryota, Fungi, Ascomycota, Sordariomycetes, Amphisphaeriales, Sporocadaceae. The record is from RefSeq and is a predicted model, not a curated record. The transcript is spliced from 4 exons. The coding region runs from base 1 to 1614 and encodes 537 amino acids.
AUGUCCCUUUCAAGCAGAAUAAGUCGUUCUGCAAAAAAGCUUGUCCCCGAACGUGUCCUUAACUGGGUCGCGGCGCACCAGCUCCGGCAAGCACAGCAGAACUGGGACAACGCCAUGGCCCAAGCCGCUCGUGCCGCUCAAGCCGCCCAAACCGAGGCCGCCUCGGUGGCCUACAUGACGAGGCGCUGCCAGAUUGUCCAGACCUUUUUCGAGUCCCGGUACAACCUCAAGUUUGAGAGAUCAGUGGGCGACGGCAAUCACGGCGCUACUGGCGUCUUUCGCGCCACCAAGGCCCGGCCUGGGCUCCGGCGCGUAUCUCUGACACUAGGACCUAGACCGGCUGGUGUUGGUAGUCGCGCGGCAUCAGCUUCCGGUGGUAGCGGUGGAAGUGGAGGAGGCGGAGGCGGCGGAAGUAUUCGUACAGCUUCAGGUGGAAGCAGUCAUAGCGGCAGCAGCAGGGGGAGCGAACACUUUGACAAGUAUCUCAUCAAGUUCUCGCUCGGCUCGGCAGGAAAGGACGGAAGCGACAGACACCUGCGCAACGAGGCUCGCUGGCUGCGCAUCUUCAACGGAAGCGAGCACUUUGUCCGCACCUGCAACAUCAGCUACCUCAUGGCCCAGGGCGCAGCCGAGCAAGAGGAGGCCGACCCCAACGAGGACGCCCGGGCCGAGGCCGCGACGCCGGCCGAAGACCACAACCCCGGCCACGACAGGGUCCUCACGGCCGAGGAACAUGAGAGCUUCCGGGGCAUGAUUCCCGUGGCGGAUCAUUCCAACGGCACGGAUACUCGCCGCUGGAUUCCGUGCCUGGUCCUCGAAUACUUGCCCUUGGGCGACCUGGACUCGUUGCGACAACGUUUCAUUGAUGCUUCUAUCCGUCAUGGAACGCGACCUCCAGUUCGUCUCUUAUGGGGAUUAGCGCUUUGCAUGGUCCGUAUGUGUAUAGGAAUGGCAUAUGUUCAAAAUGUGAGGCCAGGAACCCGAGAGACGAUUCCCCCGACCGGUAGACCGGGAACAUUGGCGCACAACUCGAUCAAAGGUCCCAACAUGCUCUUGGAUGUGCUUCACCCUACUGAUGGUGAACAUGAAAUAACUCCACUGCUCAAGUUGAUCGACUUUGGUCGCACAGCGUAUAAGCCGCCAGACGCAUCUCUGCCGUACUCGGACGGCCCGGGAGCAUAUCGCAAUCUUUUUUAUAUAGGCUCGGUCCUCGCAACACUAGCCUGUCCCGAAAUACCCUUGCAGAGAGGCUGCUCCUGGAUCAGGCACGACCAGCUCUGGGAGUGGUGGGGGCCGGGCCAAGGCCGCUCACGCCUGCUCAUGGCCACGCACGCCAACAAGAUCUUCUGCUCGGACCGCCAGAUCGCCUACGACUUUCGCCUCUUUGUCGGUCAGCUCAUGUCGGCCGUGGCAGAGGGCUACCAUACCCGGGUUCGGCCCACGCUGCAGCAGGCCCUCGCCAGAUGUGAGAAUGGUUGCAACCAGGGACCUCACGAUGAAGCCCCCGAGACCCCUGAGCAGAUCCGCGAAUAUGUGAAUUACGUCGUUCUCGGUGCUAUGCCGCCGCAACAACCGCCACCGCCAGAGCAGUCUCAGCCUCAAGUUGGUCAAUAA